AUGAGCACAUAUCAUGUGACUAGGGCGGCAGCCCUAGCGAGGACCCCGAAAGAGGAAUAUCGCACUUUUCUUCGCGCCGGAAGCUCCACUCUGCAACCUUUAAAUCACCCAACUUUCUCUGUCUUGUCAAAGCGAUUCCACGAAUUGCGCCAGGAACUCGCGACAAUGCUUAUCCCUAAGGACGACCGCAAGAAGAUCCACGAGUACCUCUUCCGCGAGGGUGUACUCGUGGCCAAGAAGGACUUCAACCUUCCCAAGCACGGUGACAUUGACACCAAGAACCUGUUUGUCAUCAAGGCUAUGCAGUCUCUGACUUCCCGCGGUUUCGUCAAGACCCAGUUCUCGUGGCAGUACUACUACUACACCCUCACCCCCGAGGGUCUUGACUACCUGCGCGAGUGGCUCCACCUCCCCGCUGAGGUUGUCCCUGCUACUCACAUCAAGCAGCAGCGUUCCCACGCUCCCCCUCGCGGUAUGAUGGGUGCUGAGGAGCGUGAGCGCCGUCCCCGUGCUCCCCGUGAGGGUGGCUACCGCCGCCGCGAGGAGGGUGGUAAGGAGGGUGGUGCCCCCGGCGAGUUCGCUCCUUCCUUCCGUGGUGGCUUCGGCCGUGGCCGUGGUGCCCCCGCUGCUCCCCAGUAA
This is a messenger RNA of Penicillium angulare, 639 nucleotides long. Its product is annotated as 40S ribosomal protein eS10. Gene Ontology annotation, molecular function: RNA binding; structural constituent of ribosome. The coding region runs from base 1 to 639 and encodes 212 amino acids. Gene Ontology annotation, cellular component: cytosolic small ribosomal subunit. Lineage: Eukaryota; Fungi; Ascomycota; Eurotiomycetes; Eurotiales; Aspergillaceae. The record is from RefSeq and is a predicted model, not a curated record. The transcript has 4 exons.